AUGAACCAGACAAGCGGAUUAGCCCACAGAAGCAGAAUCAAGAGAAGAGCCUGCGUCACGUGCACAAAGGCAAAGUCCAAGUGCGAGCCGCGGACAGACAACCUGUGCCAGCGCUGUGCCCGGCUGGGGAAGCCGUGCGUCUAUCUGGAUCUGCCCGAGCGGAAGCGGAAGCGCAAGGAUGGCGAUGGGGCGGUUCGAUCCGGGCAGACCAUCGUCACCACAUCCUCCGUCUCCCAGGACGAGAUGACAACGGCAACGGACUCGUCCGCCUCAAAUCAAGAAGCUACCCUUGCCGAAUCCGCAGACGGAAACCCAUCAGAAGACCCCCUGGACCUCGCCAGCGAGGGCUACCACGGCCGCCCGCCCCCGACGACGUCCAUCCUAGAAGGCAUCCCCGACAUCGUCGACCGCGGCUUUCUCACCGCCACCGAGGCAGAAAGCCUCGUCGCCCGCUUCCAGUCCAGCUUCGCGCCCAACUUCCCCUUCGUCGUCCUGGCGGCCCCCUCCUCCCCCUCGCAGAGCGGCAGCAGCAGCAGCGGCAGCGCACACCACCUCCGCAAGCACGAGCCCUUGCUCUUCCUCGCCGUCGUCUCCGCCGUCGUCUCCAGCGCGCAUCCCAUCCGGAAGCUGCUCGCCGACGAAAUCAUGCAGCACGUCACGUCGCGCGUCGUCGCCGGCUCGGAGCGGAACCUGGGCUUGCUGCGCGCGCUGCUUGUGCUGUGCGCCUGGUACAGGUAUCCCGCGCAGAGGGGCAACGUGCAGCUCGUCCUGCUGCUGGACCUGUGCGUGACGAUGGCGUACGAUUUGAACUUGCAUCGGAAGAAGGGGGGGCUGACGACGGAGGAGCAGAGGGCGCUGCUGGGGACGUAUUGGGUUUCUACGAGCUUGUCGAGUGUAGUUGGCAGGCCGACUGCAAUGAAGCGAAGCAAGCGGAUAGACGAAUGCUGCGACAACAUGGCCCGCUCGACGGAAUAUCCCUCCGACAGAUGUAUCCGGCCCAUGAUCCUCACGCAGUCGUUUAUACGCUCCGUCCACGCCAGCUUCCAAGACCUUGAAGAUGACGAAGAAGAAGACGAUGCGCUCCAGCAAGAGUCCCUCAUCAGGGUCAUGGUCGGCGCCAACCUGCGCCAGUAUGCCGCCUUGAAAGCCACGCUGGAUGAAGAAUUAGCAAGGUGCCCAGACCAUACAGCAAACAUCUUCCGCUGCACGACGCACUACAUCAACAUCGCCAUCCGCCUCACGGCCCUCGACGACGAAUCCCUCACCUCCUCCUCCUCCUCCUCCUCCCCCUCCUCAUCGUUCGCAACGUCCCCCUUCCGGACGUCCCUCCUCUGGCACCUCCUCCGCCACAGCAAGGCCCUCAUCGACGCCUACGUCGCCAUCCCCGACGCCCAGCUGGCCCCCGUCACCGUCUUCACGCUCGCCCAGCUCUGCGCCUCGCUCGUCUACCUCCCGCGCUCCGUGUCGGCUCUGCUGAAGCUCAUUGUCAGCAACCACCACCACCAUCACAAUCCCACCACCACCAUCGCCGCCCCUUCUUCAUCGUCAUCGUCAGCUGCUGCUGCUACGAAUCGCAUCAAAAUCAGGGGCGACGCCCUAAGCGAGGCCCAGGCCGUCAUCGACGAGGCAGACUACCUCAACGUCGUCGCCAGGCUGUACGACAAGUUCGGCGUCCUCGUCGAGGGGCUCUCGCCGCAGGAAAAGGGGCUGGACGUGGCGGGCACGCUGUGCUGCCACAUGGGCAUCCUGGCGGGCUGCUACGGGCCCAGGGUCAAGGGCAUUUUGGGGGUCGAUCUCGUGGGGAGGAAUCCGCUGGCGAGUAUGGAUCCUCCUCCUCCCCCUCCUCCUCUUCCCGCGGCUGAUAAUGGUGUUGCGGCUGUUGCUGCUGUUGCGAAUGUCGGUGCAAGUGCUGCGACGACGACGACGAUGCAGCAGCAUGUAGCGGGCCAGAAUGUCGGUGGAGGAGGUGAGUUGAUGGAUGAGCAGAGGGGAUAUGUUCCUGUUUCUGGUGCGUACUACUAUGUUGGUGAUGCGCAGGACGAGGGCUAUUUGUUUAAUGAUGAGAUGUGGUCUUCCGUACUGGAGAGUCUUACCAGCUUUGGAUGA
Messenger RNA from Trichoderma citrinoviride, 2106 nucleotides. RefSeq lists its product as hypothetical. Gene Ontology annotation, cellular component: nucleus. NCBI's taxonomy places the organism in Eukaryota, Fungi, Ascomycota, Sordariomycetes, Hypocreales, Hypocreaceae. The transcript has 4 exons. The record is from RefSeq and is a predicted model, not a curated record. Bases 1 to 2106 code for a protein of 701 amino acids. Gene Ontology annotation, biological process: regulation of DNA-templated transcription. Gene Ontology annotation, molecular function: zinc ion binding; transcription cis-regulatory region binding; DNA-binding transcription factor activity, RNA polymerase II-specific.